Messenger RNA from Rhizopus microsporus ATCC 52813, 1282 nucleotides. Its product is annotated as DNase I-like protein. Bases 38 to 1237 code for a protein of 399 amino acids. The transcript is spliced from 4 exons. Gene Ontology annotation, molecular function: sphingomyelin phosphodiesterase activity. Gene Ontology annotation, cellular component: cytoplasm. The record is from RefSeq and is a predicted model, not a curated record. Lineage: Eukaryota; Fungi; Mucoromycota; Mucoromycetes; Mucorales; Rhizopodaceae.
AUUUUUUUUUCUUUUUUUCUUUAUUCUCUUUUCUUUAAUGCCCGAAGACACUCAAGAACUAAAGAUUCUUUCUUUCAAUUGCUGGUGUCUUCCUAUUGUGUCUAAACAUAAAAGUGCUCGUCUAGCUGCCAUAGCUAAAAUAUUGAGCAAUGGGUAUUAUGACAUUGUGGCAUUACAAGAGAUUUGGGUAUACAGCGAUUUUGAAUUCCUGCGAAAGAAUAUCAAGCAUGUAUUUCCCUUUGCAAAAUAUUUUCAUAGUGGUGUCUUUGGAAGUGGUCUUGCUGUCUUUUCUAAAUUUCCUAUUAUAUCAAGUUCCUUUUAUCCUUUUAUAUUGAAUGGAAAGCCUCUACAAGUUUUUCAUGGUGAUUAUUAUGUAGGUAAAGGCGUGGGUACCGUACGCUUGAACCAUCCUCAAUUAGGCUAUCUUGACGUAUUUAAUACGCACCUACAUGCUGGAUAUGGUGAUCGUUAUAAGGCACACAGAGCUGCACAGUGUUGGCAAUUGGCUAAUCUAUUGAGAUCCUUUGUCAUUGCAGGGAAUCAUGUUGUGAUGACAGGUGACCUCAACAGUAUACCAGAUUCAUUAAAUUAUCGUUUGAUUCGCGAUCAUAGUCUCUUGACAGAUUCAUGGACUCAGACAUACGAUCCCGGAUUUACCUGCAAUUCUCCAUUCAACACAUUUUCAAGAUACUAUAAGAAGGACAAUGUUGCAGCAGGCAAGAGGCUCGAUUAUAUCCUUUACAGCCGUACCUUUAGAUUGGAGUGCAUAAAAUCAGAAGUUGUCAUGAAGGAUGUCAUCCCUGGGACGAAUAUAAGCUAUUCUGAUCACUUUGGCGUAUCAGCUGUAUUUCAUAUUGUCAAUCGUUCUGAAAAGAUGGAUAUAUCAGGUCAUCUACAAUCAUCCACAGUAGAUGCGCUCAUUCAGUUACUUGAACAAGAACUGGUUGUGGCCAAGUGUGAUGCAAAGAAACAUAUUUUUUGCGUGAUGGCUUGUAUCUUCAUCUUGCUGAUCUUUAUCAUAUUGACCAUUCUACUACCCACUCAAUUCAGGCUCACUAUCUACGGGUAUCUCGCCACUAUCCUGACCCCUUUGUUCUGUGGUUUAUGCAUGAUUAUUAUUUCUAUUAUAGGUUCUUUUUGCCUUGUAAUUGGACUCGUUUUUGGUCGGACAGAACAGAAUUCCAUGCGGGAAAUGAUAGAUGAGAUUAAACUGUUCAAGGGAACUUUGGCAAGUUGAGUUUCACUUGCAACAAGAAAGACAAAAGAAAGAAAGAAAGAAAGA